ACUUUACCUGAGAUUGCGAUUUUCAUGAAAGAACAAAAUAAAGUAAACACGGAAGUAAGCAGACGAAAUUUGGAAUGGAGACGUCCGAACAAAAUAAGGUGAUAUCUGAAAAAGCUUCAAAAGUAAGAGAAUUAUUCCUGUCAAAACACAAAGCUGAUAUAGAUGCUGGAAGCUAUGAUGAAUGUGAUGUGGAAAAGUUCAGGACAAAUGACAAAUAUGUAGUGUCAUUCAUCAGAUCUUUUGAGACUCUUCAAGAAACUGUUCUCCAUCUUCAUGAGAGUCUCAAGUUCCGCCAUGACUUUGAAGUGAAUGAUACUACAGAAACCAGUUUUCCACAAGAGUUCUGGGAGAUUGGAGCUGUUUACUUUCACAAUCAUGACAAAGAUGGAAACAGAAUUUUGUAUGUACAAGUAAAGAAGUACAAAAAGGAUGCUCAGAUGUUGCCGAUGAUCAAGCAGUUUUUUGGCUACUUGAUGGAGCAGCAGAGCAUAAAAAACCCUGGCCAACAGAUUGUGCUGCUUUUUGACAUGGCUGGGGCUGGCCUCUCAAAUCUGGACAUGGAGCUGAUCAAGUUCAUCAUUAACUGUUUCAAAAUGUACUUCCCAGAUUUACUAGCCUACAUGCUGAUAUUUGAGAUGCCAUGGUUGUUCAGUGCUGCGUGGAAGUUGAUUAAGCAGAUGUUGCAUGCAGAGGCAGUGAAGCGGAUCAAGUUUGUGACAAAAGUGGAUGUCCUGGAGUACAUUGACAAGGAUGAGCUCUUUGAACACAUGGGAGGAACGGACAAAUAUGAAUACAAGUAUGAGCCAGAGAUGUUUGACACAGGUGGAGGGGAGCCAGACUUCCCGGACUCUGCCAAGAAAAAGGUUACAUUUGCUGAGCACAAGAAUGACUUGGAGGGCUCAAUGCAGAGGAGCAUGAGUGUUGACUGUAUACGGGACACAAAAGCAAACCUAAACAAUAGCAGUGGUGCUGGGAUCAUGAAGGCUGGCCGGGGAGCUGGGCUGUCCCAACGGAGAGGCAAGGGAGACAACUCAUUCAGGGGCAGACUCCUCACUAUAUGUCCAGCAGAAGAGCUAGAGUUUGUGAUACAGGAAGAUAGCCAGGAAGCCAGUGACACCAUUACACUGAAAAACAGCCUGCCAUACAACAUUGCUUUUAAGGUGAAGACAACAUCACCAGAAAAGUACAGAGUACGCCCCAGCUCUGGCUAUGUUAAGCCCGGCUCAGAGACUGAAGUUGUCAUACAUCUACAGCAAGGCUACCAGAACACCGUUCACAAGGACAAGUUUCUGGUGAUGGCAAUGGAGGUGGCUCACGAAUCCACCAUGACAUUCUCUCAACUCUGGAAGUCUGCACAGAAAGACAACAUCAUGGAACACAAGUUACGUUGUGUUGUGAGCAGUGGCGGGGAUGAGGGCGGGACAGAAUUGGGGGCUGGUGCUGGACACAAGGGGUCCCCUGUCUCUCAGGUCGACAAGAAGGUUGACGUGUUGUUGGAGAAGACCAUGAGAUUAGAGCGGAACGUGCAAUACCUGGUCUGGAGCCAGGCCGGGAUGACUGUGAUACUGCUGGCCAUCAUCAUAUAUUGGCUGAUGUGGGCCGACACUGCAACCAGCUCACGCUCACCAGACUCGCAAAGCCAACAUUGUGUAAACAACUAUCAGAAGUGAAAGGCCUCAACAAGUCAUCUUAUUUUAAAAUGCCAAAGCUGUUGCCAAAACUGUGCUAUUACGUGAUUGCUUUUGAUUUGAUUAUACAUGUCUAUAUUGGAGAUAAAAUGGAAAUUAGAGGCUAUUUCAUAUGAUUCACAGUGUGUUUAAUCAUCACAGAACCAAGGAUUUUGGUAAUAAGAAUGUUUUCCAUUCAAAUGUUCAAAAUUUGCUAAAAUGUGUCAAACCUGGUCUCCUUUAUUUAACAGCAACGUUUUUUUGUAAAAUGCAAAUUUUUUAAACAUUUUGCUUUAAAGUUGAUAGGGAAAUUAGAACAAUUUAACUUUCUUUAAAAUAGGUUGAUAAAAUGCCUCGAAAAGUUCAGGAUAUCUGAGUUGGGACAUUUGACAUUAACCUGUUGCAUUCUUAUUGAAAAUUAAUAGUUUUUCAAAUUUUCUUGCUCUGUUGCGAGAUCUUAAAAUAGAUAUUUUCUCCAAAUUGCGAUAAAAAAUUCGAAUGAUGAUGACAAAUCGGAGAAAGCUUGAUUCUACCAUAGGUGAAACACAAUCAAAACAUGUAAUUUCUUUAAGCAUGGAAUUAUAUGAGAUACACUUCAUAGUUAGUAUUGUUGUUUAUUAGGUUGUCAGUCAGUUUAUUUUGACAUAAUUUUGAAAAUGUUAUUUUCAAAGGGGGAUGAUUUAAUUAGUGUUCUUUUUUAGUCUAGGGCUUGUCAAUAUUACUAUAAUCAUGACUGUUGUGUUUGCUCUGUGAAAUUGUUGUAUAUGUAUCUGUAUACUUAUUUGACAAGACACACUUUAUGUUUUGAGGGAAAUGCAGGUUUCUUGUGUCUGGUCAAACCAUUUGAUAAGAUAAAUACAUGUGGACUAGUCUAUGUACUAAUUCUGGGUUAAGCUAAAUGCUUGAGCAAUGCUCAAAUACUGUAAUAAUAUGGUUGUAUUGACUUGAUUAAUGUUUAUUCAAUUUUGUUAAAAUGAAGAACAAUAAAAUUUCAAAAAGUU
Molecule: messenger RNA, 2668 nt
Organism: Mya arenaria
Lineage: Eukaryota; Metazoa; Mollusca; Bivalvia; Myida; Myidae
Product: motile sperm domain-containing protein 2-like
Exons: 16
Coding region: 75-1670 (531 amino acids)
Source: RefSeq, a predicted model, not a curated record